Molecule: messenger RNA, 1176 nt
Organism: Panicum hallii
Lineage: Eukaryota; Viridiplantae; Streptophyta; Magnoliopsida; Poales; Poaceae
Product: probable WRKY transcription factor 65
Exons: 3
Coding region: 79-1044 (321 amino acids)
Biological process (GO): regulation of DNA-templated transcription
Molecular function (GO): DNA-binding transcription factor activity; sequence-specific DNA binding
Source: RefSeq, a predicted model, not a curated record
CUCCAUCCUGUCCUGUCCGUCGUCUUAGAUCAUAUCGAAGCAGCUAGCUAGUAGUCAAGUAGAAGCCAGCCGGCGGCGAUGACGCUACUAAUAGGGCGGCAGGGUGAUGAUGAGCUCCUGGCUCGGCUUCGCGAGCUGCUCUUGCCGUCUCCGAUGACGACGAUGAUUAAGGUGGAUCAGUCCGGCAUCAUUAUUGGACCUCCAGCGUCGUCACGCGAUGGGAGACGGCGCCGCCGGCGGGAGAGCAAGAGAGGCGGCCGGGACGACGACAGCAAGUCAUCGUACAAUGGCGAACAACAACACGAGGAGCCCCCUCGGCAUUCAUGCAAAACAAGCAGCAGGAAGAUGAAGCAACGACAGAAGAAGAUGAGCAGUACGUCGUCUCUUGUGACAUCGGUGCCCGAUUUCGAUGGGUACCAAUGGAGGAAGUACGGCCAGAAGCAAAUCGAAGGUGCCAUGUACGCUAGGAGUUACUACAGGUGCACCCGGAGCGCGGAGCAAGGCUGCCCGGCCAAACGGACGGUGCAGCGCAACCACGACGGCGGCGAUGGCGACGGAACUCCCCCGAAGUACACGGUGGUGUACAUGGGGGAGCACACCUGCACGGCCAACGAUUCCAUGGAGGCGCCGGUCAUCCUCGAGACCGCCGCCGCCGCCGUCGCCCCUGUUACGAGCACCAGCAUCAAGAGACCUCAAAAUCAUGACGGCACCGCCCCUACUACAUCAGCUGGCUCUUGUUCUAUCACCAGCACCAGCACCAGCACCGCUACUGGGAUUGAGUCUCCGGCGAUCUCGGACAUCACCUACUGGAGCAGCAGUAGUAGCGGCGACUACGCCGUCGAUGACUACUGCAGGUUGUUCGGCGUCCAUGACAGCUGGGCCCCACCAGCAACGGCUGCUGCGUCGUCCUUGCAGGAGAUGGAGGAUUUCACCGGACCCAUCCGGUCACCGGUGCACAUCGCCACAGCGGAUGGGUGGACGAUUGACCACUUCCUGCUGCAGCUAGCUAGUAAUGAUCAGCCUGUUUCCCAUUUCUCCUUUUAAGCUUAGCUUGUACUCUACUCAUAUGGAUGCUGUGCGGUGGUUGCUUAUCUCUGUGUGUGUGUAUAUAUAUGUUUUCCUUCUGAAGAAAUAUCCAAAUUAGAGUAAGGGGGUGUUUGGUUUCUGAGAGUUAAA